AUGUUGCAACACCGCUCGCACAGCUUUAAGAAGGCACCGCGAGUGCACCGGGCAGUCAGUCGGACGCGCUGCGCACGGAGAACGCUUCUCCCAGCUCCCGCCGACCCCACCGAAGAGCCGAAGCACUCCACCCCGCCGACCCCACCGAAGAGCCGAAGCACUCCACCCCGCCGACCCCGCCGACCCCACCGAAGAGCCGAAGCACUCCACCCCGCCGACCCCGCCGAAGAGCCGAAGCACCCCACCCCGCCGACCCCGCCGAAGAGCCGAAGCACCCCACCCCGCCGACCCCGCCGAAGAGCCGAAGCACCCCACCCCGGGGGCCAGGCCCGGACCAUGGCCCUCGUCGUCUUCGCCCUGAUGCUGCUGAUGCUGCUGCCUCACCUAGCCACAGCUGUUCCACUGCCCCAUCAACCAGCCGCCCUGCAAGACUCGAUGGCGAGACCCAUGGAAGAAUGUCUACCAGGCUCCUAUCUAUCAGGGCAGGUUUGCUUGUCGUGUAAAGCUGGCGAGGACUAUACCAGUCACAAUAAUUCCCUCGAUAGAUGCAGGAGCUGCUUAGUCUGUAAAGGAGAUCAAGUACAGAAGAGUCCUUGCACCACAACCUCUAAUACAGUGUGCGAAUGCAAACCUGGCACUUUCCGGACACAAAACACCCCUGAAUUCUGCCAGAGAUGUCGAGAUAAGUGCACCGAUGAGGAGGAUGAGGAGAUCCCCUGUACCCCCUUGAGUGACCGCAAGUGUGUCCCCAAGGCCACCGGAGGCACCAGAGCUCUUGAAGAGCCAGUGACCAACACCACGAAAACUCCUAGUAAUCAUUCCUCUAUCUGGAUCUUUAUCUGGAUCUUAAUUGUAUUCAUAUGUGUGAUAAUAGUUGGCACUGUGAUUGUUUGGAAGAAAGAAAAAAUAUCUCAUUAUAUUAAGGUCUUCUGUCCAGGCCAGGGUGAAAUGGAUAGCCUGCCCCCGCAGAUGUGGAGCUCAGGAACUACUUCCCUCCAUAGCACAAUCUGUUCCCCGCAUUCCACAGGAAAAUCUGAGGAUAAUAACAACAAUGAGACGCUAAGCAGCGGACCUUUGCCCUCUAGCCUGCCUGUUGAGCAAGAAACGAGAGGAGAAAACCCAAUGACAAAUGCUGAUGAACAGUCCCCAGGGGAGGCAGAUGUUCUGCUGCUCACCUGUCCGUUCUUCUAUCCCUGACGUGGCCCUACCUCUACUGUCGAAAAGUCCUUUCGUUGAACACCUGGGACAGGCUCAUGAGGCAGAGGAGCUUCUCUGACA
Molecule: messenger RNA, 1278 nt
Organism: Dipodomys spectabilis (banner-tailed kangaroo rat)
Lineage: Eukaryota; Metazoa; Chordata; Mammalia; Rodentia; Heteromyidae
Product: tumor necrosis factor receptor superfamily member 10B-like
Exons: 8
Coding region: 1-1197 (398 amino acids)
Biological process (GO): TRAIL-activated apoptotic signaling pathway; positive regulation of apoptotic process
Cellular component (GO): cell surface; plasma membrane
Molecular function (GO): TRAIL binding
Source: RefSeq, a predicted model, not a curated record